GCUUGUCAAUGAAAUAACUAAUAAGGAUGAAAGCUUCAAUGAAGAAAGAGAAGAUCUGCUACGAAAGAUAAAGGAGGCUGAGGAGCAGCUGGACCUGGCAAAGCGAUGCCAUAAAAAACUGAAAGAUGAAAAUGAUCUUCUUAACACACAGUUAGAAACAUAUACUGAUGAAGAGGAACGUUACCGUGAAGAAAGAGACUCACUUGCUCUAGAACUUGAACAUUUAUCCAAUCUGCUAACUGAAAAGCUUGACUAUGUAGCAAGGCGGUUAAUGGAGACAAAAAAUGUAGAAGAAGAGCUGGACAGACUACAGGACAUAUUUGACACCUCACAGAAUACCUAUUCAAAUGAGAUGUCAGUUUUAGAGGUAGUGUUAAACAAAGAAGCCGAAAGAAGGGCAACGCUUCAGAACCAAUUGAAUGAAAUUACAGCACAAUAUGAGAAGUUGACGGUUGACCAUGAAGCAUUAAUGAACAGUUCAAAGGAGAAGAGUGAUGCUGCUAAAAAACUACUUAAUGAAUUGAUGGCACAGAAUAAAAACCUGAACAAACACAUUAAAAAGGAUGAAGAACUGAUUAAUAUUCUCACUGCCAUGCUACGUAAAAAACAAGCUGAGUAUGAGCAACAUGAUGCUAACUUGGAGGCAGAAAACCAGAACCUUGAGGCAUUAUAUCAUGCUAAACUAAAACGGAUAGAAGAAAUGGAGGAAGAACUAAAAGUGAAUCUUCCACUCUCAGAGAAAAUGGCAAUAGAAUGUGCAGAAGUAAACACUGGUUACAAAAACCAACAGGAUUUGUAUGCAGAACUACAAGAUGAAGAACGCAUGCUAAACAAGUCCGUAGAGCGGUCCCUGAAGGAGAUCAGCAAACUCAAAAGACAAAAGUUUCAGGCAAAGAAUGAAUUAAAGAAGAACAGGGAGAUAGCAUUUCACAUACUAAAACAGUUCACAUACACUCUAAAGUAUGUUGAGAGAGACAAUUAUGAGAUGGACAGACAACUCUACAUUUUGGAUGCAGAAAAUGCCAGAUUAAGAGCCGGCAUUGCAUAUCUCAAAGAGGAUAUUUCCACAAUAGACAAAGAGAUAAAAAUCUAUCAGUCAGAGAGACAGAACAUCCAUAAAGACAGAAGACACCUCUAUCACCUUUUCAUCAAGAAAUGGAUAAAAGAUGAGCGUCUUCAUAAGAUGUUUUCUAAAUAUCAACAUGACAUCUUGAAAAUUCUGGGAGAAUAUAUCAAAAUAAAUAAAAGACGCAAUGACAAGCUUGACUACAUACAUGGUGCGCUGCAGCUAAAAUAUGACAAAAUGGAGAGUCUUUUAGAAAGCAAAUCCAACAAAGAAACCUGAAAAGGUAAUUUUUGUUUUAUUAUGUAGCAUUAUGUAGCUUAAUAACGGUUGUGUUGUUCCUGCUGCUGUUGUUACCUUCAAGUCAUUUCUUACAGAUAAUCCUAUCACAAGGUUUUCU
This is a messenger RNA of Sceloporus undulatus (fence lizard), 1463 nucleotides long. RefSeq names its product coiled-coil domain-containing protein 175-like. The record is from RefSeq and is a predicted model, not a curated record. The transcript has 12 exons. The coding region runs from base 272 to 1345 and encodes 357 amino acids. NCBI's taxonomy places the organism in Eukaryota, Metazoa, Chordata, Lepidosauria, Squamata, Phrynosomatidae.